AUGGAGGCGACCACUUUACAUGUUAUCAGCGAUGGCCCUACGACCCAAUAUAGAUCAAAAAAGAACUUUUUCUUUUUAAGCCAGAUCCCUUAUGAGAUGGGAUUCAGUAGGGUCACAUGGAAUUUCCUGGAAGCAGGACAUGGAAAAGGCCCAGCAGAUGGAGUCGGUGCUGCAGUCAAACGACAGGCGGAUGCCAUCGUCGCAAAGGGAAUUGACCUGCCCAAUGCCAAAAUGGUCUAUGAGCAGUUGAUGAACCAGCCCUCGUCCAUCAAACUGAUGUACGUCAGUGAGGAAGAAGUCCAGGAGAUGGAUGGUGUCCUGCCUGAUCGCCUUGAGACCAUCAAAGGGACAAUGGCUAUACACCAGAUUGUAUCCACAGAACCAGGAGAGAUAGCUUGGCGAGUUCUAAGCUGUUUCUGCCAGGAGCCAAACACGUGCCAGUGUUACGGUCUAAAAAAAGUACAGAUGUCUUUGCCUUCAUCAGGCCCAAGUACAUCUGGCAGCCAGCCCAUCCCAAAUGUGCACACGGGCCUGGUUGGGAGAUGGUGCAUCGUCAAGUAUGAUGGGGAUCCGUAUCCUGGGAUUGUAAUAGACGUGGGCUCUGACAGCUGUUUGCUGGUUAAGACCAUGAGCCGUAUUGGCAUUAACAGGUUUUUCUGGCCAAUGCGCGAUGAUGUCAUCUGGUAUCGGCCAGAGGACCUAAUUAGGAUGGUUCCAGAGCCAGUGCCUGUAACAAAGAGGCACAUGAUGCUGGAACCUUCCAUUUGGAAGGAGAUUUUUAAUGAAAUGUAAACAUUUUAACAUUGUUUUUGUUCUUCUGUUCGUUACCAUUUCAGCUGAGAGAUUCAGAUCAGUUCAAAGCAAUUGCAUGGUGUAGCUUGGCCUUUUGUAGUUUUGCCUGUUGCUUGCUUGCACACAAAUUGCAUAUUUUGGCUCAUAUAGUGUAAAAAUGAAAA
Molecule: messenger RNA, 956 nt
Organism: Engraulis encrasicolus (European anchovy)
Lineage: Eukaryota; Metazoa; Chordata; Actinopteri; Clupeiformes; Engraulidae
Exons: 2
Coding region: 1-792 (263 amino acids)
Source: RefSeq, a predicted model, not a curated record